AUGGUGGCCGACGAUACUUACGAGAUCUGCCUACCCAUCCUCGAAGAUGUCACCCUCGAGGAUGAAGACAAGACGGAUAAAUUGGAGGAGCUCCUCAAGAAAGAAACUACCAUGACAGGGACAGUGCUGGAGAAUGCCGUUUUAGAUGUAUUAUGGCGAUAUCGCGAAAGCGCCGCGAAUGCUAACUCACCACCGGCAAUGCGACAUACGGUCCUUCGUCGACCAUCUCCCGCUCCAUGGCAGAUUCCACGUGUUGGAACACCAGUAUCUUCAUCCCCACGUCUUGGAGUCAGCCCUCUCGCUCCCCAUGGGUUUAUGCCACAAUCCUUCUCUCGAACCAAGUCUAUCCAGGGUUCUCCUUUCACCUCACCGCGACCCUCCCCACGACUCGCGUUUUCCAGCCCUGCGAUCCCCCAUAGUCCAAACUUAAACGCAUACGAGUUUCCGACCGAUACUAGCCCUACGCAGGACAUAUAUGGAGACUAUGGAAGUGAAAAUGUAGACUGGCUUGUGAAUGAUGAUGCUGUUAGCAUUACAUCAUCGUCCGUCGGAGGAAGCGGACUUAACGCUGCUGCUGCUGAAUAUAUCUCGCCGCAACAAAAUGAUAUGAGCUCCCAUGAAAUGUUAAGGUCAAUUUUUGGUCCUUCUAAAUCGGUUGAAGAAAUCGAAGCUGCCCUUGCUUUACACGGAUACGAUUUGAGCGCUACCAUUGCUGCGUUUAUGGAUAGUCAAUCGGCUGAUGCUACAGUUCAAGCAGAAGGAGAUGGCACAAAAGCUAUCUUGAUUGGUAAGUCUAUGGCAGCAGACGUGCCUCGACCAAACACUCCAGCCGGUCAGCAACGAAGUGGUGUUGUCUGUCGAUUUUGGUUAUCGACCGGGCAAUGUCUACGUGCGGAUUGCAGAUUUAGUCAUGAUUUGAGUAACCACAUUUGCAAGUAUUGGGUCAUGGGCAAUUGCCUUGCGGGAGAUACUUGUAUCUUCAGCCACGAUCCCUCAUCAUUUAUGAGCAGACUCUCUCUCGAAGGGGGCAGCACACCCCCAACUCAAAAUGCGCAACCCAGUUUUCAAUUCCAGGAUUAUAAUGCUUUCCCAUCUCUACAACCAAUGCAAGAGCAGUGGCCAAAUUCUUAUUCAUCGGCGAAUGCCUUCAGCAACUAUCAGCAAGGUGGCUUUACUCCGCCACCUGGCUUCAAAAGUCUACAAGGCUAUAAUAGUGAUGGGAGUCAGCGGUCUCGACCAAGUAGUCGAGCGAGAGAUGGCCCCACAGCUCCAGCUCUGGAUGAUACAGAGGCCUUUCCAUCAUUGGGUGCUGUGGCUGCAAAGGGUAAAAAGCACCAUGGGAAGCGAGGAGGUCAUGGGCACAACCACAAAGAAAAUAGCAGCCCAAGCUCUCUUGCCGAUGUGGUAAAGCUGUCGCCUUCACCGGGCCCUGGUAUGAUGCAGGACAAGAAGAAAAUCGGUAGAAACGGCAGCUCUAAUAGUGUCCGCAAUGGCGAGAACAGCGCUGCUGCGCAAGCUAUUUCACCUCCUCAACAUAUUCCUUGGUUAGAAACCGGAGACAGAGCCAAUAAAGCAUAUCUUAAAGCCAGACAAGAUGCAAUUAAGCAUGGUGGUUUGAGGAACAAAUUCCUACAAAGUGCCGCCCAAGCUUGGAACCGUAAUGAUGCCCGUGCUGCAAAAGCACUUAGUCUUCGUGGUCAAAGUGAGAAUGAUCUCAUGAGAAAAGCACAUCGAGAGGCUGCUCGUGAGCUCUACGAAGAACGUAACAAGAGCAACUCCCCAAAUGCAGAGCUUUACGUUGAUUUGCAUGGUCUUCACCCCGAAGAAGCUGUCGAGUAUCUAGAACGUGUUCUACUAGAUAACAGCAGGGAAUCAAGACCAGUAUAUGCCAUUACAGGCACUGGUCACCAUAGCAAGAACGGCAAAGACAAGGUUGGUAAAGCCAUUCGUACAUUUUUGAACGAAUGGAGAUACGCAUACCGCGAGUUUUCAGUGCCCGGUGACAGAAAUAACGUAGGUGGCAUUUUGGGCAUUGAUGCUAGAUCUUAUGACAAGACACUAUCCAGAGAAAGCAAUGGAGCAGAUGGUGCAAAGGAAGAGAUUGAUAUUUUGAGUCAAGGCCAUGAGAUCGGUGGCGGGAAAAUCAAACUUCUAGUGCGAAACCAAGAUCGAAAUCAAGAUGUUCCAAAGGGGCCCAGUGGUAAGGGCCGAUGA
Molecule: messenger RNA, 2214 nt
Organism: Sclerotinia sclerotiorum 1980 UF-70
Lineage: Eukaryota; Fungi; Ascomycota; Leotiomycetes; Helotiales; Sclerotiniaceae
Exons: 3
Coding region: 1-2214 (737 amino acids)
Biological process (GO): negative regulation of DNA-templated transcription
Cellular component (GO): nucleus
Molecular function (GO): RNA binding; metal ion binding
Source: RefSeq, a predicted model, not a curated record